CAAGAGCUCAGACUGGCUGCCCACUUGCUACCGGUAAGCUGCUGCGUUGCUAUCGUGCGUGAUUUCAGUUUACUUACAGAGAAGUUUGCUCCAGUGCUCGUUCUUUUCGUACGAAAUAUAACGGAUUUUUUUGGACGCACCUGUUUAACGCCGAAAAUGAGGAUCUUGUUGGUCGUCGUCGCUGUCGCCCUCAUUCCACUCGUUGCCGGUCGUGACACCGGAGCUGGCCGGCAAUCGUCAGCUUACGAAGACAUCACUUCAUGUCCGGAGCAGUACGGUCUCCAAACUUACGCUCACCCUACCAACUGCGAUCAAUUUUACAAGUGCGCUAACGGCACGCUGACGCUGGAGACUUGCGAAAAUGGUUUGCUGUUCGACGGAGCCGGAUCCGUUCACAAUUUUUGCAAUUACCACUGGGCCACCAACUGCGGCGAACGCGUUUACGAAUUGACUCCAGAUCCGGCUAGAAAUCCAGGUUCCGUUUGUGAAUACGCCUUCGGUCUUUUCAAGCCAUCGGCCGAGUGCGACAUUUUCUAUUAUCGAUGCGCUUACGGCGAGGCCGAAGAAGUGGCUUGCGAGAAAGGCUUGGCCUACGAUGACCGCUCUCAUUCCUGCAACUGGCCCGAUCUCCUUCUCGACAUUGGUUGCGAUCCCGAAAAGGUCGUUGGGUUCCGUUGCCCGGACGUCUCUACCCUGCCACCCAACUCGCUCGUUCGCCAAUUCUUGCCUUUCCCUCGUUACGCUGUUCCCAAUGAUUGCACUCGACUCGUUACCUGUGUUAACGAUUAUCCGCGUCUCAUCAGCUGCGGCUACGGAAGUGCUUUCAAUGAGGACACGCUGACCUGCGACGAUGCGGAGAACGUUCCCCAAUGCGCCAAUUACUAUAAAGAGUAAUUGUGGAGAUGAUGGAUGAUAAAAGAAAGGCGAGAUCCGUUUGAAUUGGCCUUCGUUUUUUUUCAAGAUUUCAACGAGCAAUUUCAAUAUUUCCUUUAGCGCAAUAUAGUUGUGCUGGGGCACAGCUUCGUGCAGAUUUCUUCUUAUUUCUUUACCUUACUUUUGUUUCUUAAUUCAUUUGGCAGAUCCUAUCUAAAAUUAUACGCACUCACACCUUCACGUUUCUAUAUCCUUCACACAAAAAAAGAGAGAGAGAGAGAGAGAGAGAAAGAUUAGGCUAAUCUAUCGAUGACUUCUUUUCCAUUGUGGGUGUACGCACUUGUUCUUCUUACGCGCAUGUACAGCUCCGUGUAUUAUUUCUUUCCGCGACCUCGCCUAUUACCAUCUCUUAUUUUGAAAAGAAAAAUAAUAAGAUAAUGAAAAAAUGGUA
Molecule: messenger RNA, 1324 nt
Organism: Daphnia magna
Lineage: Eukaryota; Metazoa; Arthropoda; Branchiopoda; Diplostraca; Daphniidae
Product: protein obstructor-E
Exons: 6
Coding region: 157-894 (245 amino acids)
Cellular component (GO): extracellular region
Molecular function (GO): chitin binding
Source: RefSeq, a predicted model, not a curated record